Molecule: messenger RNA, 4996 nt
Organism: Daldinia vernicosa
Lineage: Eukaryota; Fungi; Ascomycota; Sordariomycetes; Xylariales; Hypoxylaceae
Exons: 7
Coding region: 232-4560 (1442 amino acids)
Biological process (GO): negative regulation of transcription by RNA polymerase II
Cellular component (GO): Sin3-type complex; chromatin
Molecular function (GO): transcription corepressor activity
Source: RefSeq, a predicted model, not a curated record
CGCUUGCUCUCUUAUCUCCAUGUGACCGUCGUAAUAAAAUAAAGAAAGCCACUCUGCUUGUUAUCGGCCGCCGCUGAUCGCACGGCAGAAACCUUGUCUCUAAGCUGUCGCGGCUUGAUCUCAUUCAGCUUUUUCCUUCUCACCAGAAAUUAAAAGACGACAUCAUAUACUACAUCCUAUUCUCUUCGAUAGAAUCGUAUCCAUGUAGAAAAUCCGCGACUUUGAAGCGAAAUGAACUCCCAUUCUGAGGAAAUGUCGCAUCGCGACCGCGAGUCGGCCGAGCGACAUCAAAGAGAUCAGUUCCCUGUUGGGACCCCCCGCCAGAGCAAUACCGCGUCGUUACAGAUCCAUCAGCCCGUCGCCUCGCGACUCCCCGGUGCCAUCCACAGUCCUGGAGGUCUUCUAGCGACUCAUGGAGGCUCGGGACCUCCUAUCCCUCUCGGUGCUCCCUCCGGCCCCGUAAACACAUUUGGCGGUCCAUUGCAAGCUGAGUCGAACCGUACACUUCCGCAUAAUGCCCAGAACGCAUCGAGCCAGAUGUUCGGAGCUUUAGGUGGUCACAAUUCGGGACCCUCUGGCUCUUCGGGACCUGCAGCACAUCUAUUUGGUGGUCCGCUGCAGCAAGAAGGCAAUCGAGCCUCGCAAGGUAUACCGUUCGGUGGGAAUGGCACUGGGAUGCCAGGGGGUCACCCAUUACCCAACGGUAGUGCUAGUGGCAUGCCGCAGGGGCAGCAACCUAUACUUAAUGACGCCCUCAGCUACUUAGACCAAGUCAAGGUCCAAUUUGCCGACCAACCGGACGUGUAUAAUAAAUUCCUUGAUAUCAUGAAAGACUUCAAGAGUCAAACAAUUGACACUCCUGGUGUCAUCAACCGCGUAUCAGAACUUUUUGCCGGCCAUCCGAAUCUCAUUCAAGGCUUUAACACUUUUCUCCCGCCAGGAUAUAGAAUCGAAUGUGGUGCAGGAAACGAUCCAAAUACAAUUCGCGUCACUACGCCCAUGGGAACAACAGUUCAAUCGAUUACAGGAAGAGCAAAUCAAGGUGACGGGGCGCAUGGUCAACCGGGAGCGAACGGACCUUUUUUCAACCACCGGACGAGCAACUGGCAGCAGCAACAUCCACAGCCGCAACCGCAACCACAACCACAACCUCAGCACAGCAUCGAAAGCCCAGAAGCCUCUUUCAGCGCCCCCGCGCCAAAUGGUCCAAGCUUGUUCAGAGCUGCUCAAACCCAGCCCUCAGAGUUUGAUAGUGUAAGCGCAGGAAAUCAACAGCAUCGUGGUACAUCUCAGAUACAAAAUAACUCUACUACACCUAACGCGCCAACAACCCGCAACGCUCUCACACCAACUCCAGGUGGUUCGCAAGGGGUGCCUGGCAGCGGAAACCAGCAGGCAAAUAUGGAGAAGCGCGGACCAGUUGAAUUCAAUCAUGCUAUUAGCUAUGUGAAUAAAAUCAAGAACCGCUUCCAAGAUAAACCCGAAAUCUACAAGCAGUUUCUCGAGAUUUUACAGACCUACCAACGAGAGCAGAAACCAAUACAAGACGUCUACGCUCAAGUCACCACCCUCUUCAAUACCGCGCCAGACCUUUUGGAAGAUUUUAAGCAAUUCCUACCGGAAUCUGCGGCCUCGAACAAGGGUAACGGUGCGAAACCCGAAGACAUGUUCGCCAUGACCGGUCUCACUCAGACCACGCCGCAGCCUGGGCAUAAUAUGAGGGAUGGCCAGAAGAUGCCUCCCGUCGGAAACUUCGCGCCUCCUGCCAGCGCAAGUAAAGACAAUAAAAAACGUCCUCGCAAUGAGAAGCAGACCGCGCCUCCAGCGCCUGUUAUCGCUGACAGUCCUGCUCCUGGAUCACGCUCGAUUCCUGGAGUAGGUCCUGCUAGCAAGCGACCGAAACUUAAUCACAAACCUCUGGCCACAGACGUACAAUCGAUCGAGCCCACACUCACCCCAAUUCUUCCUGAACCUCUCCCUCCCACGUCGUCGGCAAACGCGACGGCAGACGAACUGGGGUUCUUCGAGAAAGUUAAGAAAUACAUCGGAAACAGGUCUACGAUGAAUGAAUUCUUGAAACUUUGCAACAUGUACUCUCAGAGUUUGAUCGACACUAAUGAUCUGGUUCAUAAGUCUAGCCAGUUCAUCGGAGGCAGUGCUGAGCUGAUGGGUUGGUUCAAGAACUUUGUAGGAUAUGAGGGUCUUGACGAGAUUAUCGAGAAUAGGCCAAGGCCGCCUACGGAGAAGGUCUCGCUGAGCAACUGUCGGGCUAUUGGACCGAGUUACAGGUUGCUGCCUCGCAGGGAAAAACUCAAGCCGUGUGGCGGCCGGGACGAGAUGUGUAAUGCUGUCCUCAACGACGAGUGGGCAUCCCACCCUACCUGGGCCUCGGAAGAUUCGGGCUUUGUUGCUCAUCGAAAGAACGCCUUCGAAGAGGGCCUUCAUCGCAUCGAGGAGGAGCGGCACGAUUACGAUUUCAAUAUCGAAGCCAAUGUCAAGUGCAUACAAUUACUCGAGCCCAUCGCCCAGCAGAUGCUGAACUUAACUCCUCAGGAACGAGAAACAUUCCAGAUGCCAGCAGGACUCGGAGGCUCCAGUACCUCUAUCUUCAAGCGUGUCCUGAAGAAGAUCUACGGCAACGAGAAGGGUCUUGAUGUUGUCAGCGAUAUGUUUACGGACCCCUUCGCCGUUGUUCCCGUCGUCCUUGCGCGGCUUAAGCAAAAGGAUGAGGAGUGGAGAUUCACACAGAGGGAAUGGGAGAAAGUAUGGCAGGCGCAGACGGAGAUCAUGCACCUCAAGAGCCUUGACCACAUGGGUAUCCAGGUUAAACAGAAUGACAAGCGGAAUCUCUCUGCCAAGCACCUAGUGGAUGUCAUUAAGACAAAACACGAAGAACAACGACGCUUGCGCAGCUCGAAGAAUAAAAUCCCACGACAUCAGUUUGCAUAUGAGCUGAGUGACCAGGAGGUCAUCUUAGACCUACUCCGAUUCAUGGUCCUCUACGGUACGAAUAACGGCCACCAUAGUACCUCGGAAAAGGAGCGGAUCGUUGAAUUUUUCGAGUGGUUUAUCCCGCGUUUCUUCGAAUUGUCGGAAGAAAAAGUGCAAGAUCGGCUCCAUGAUAUUGAUCGCGAGUCCGGCGAAGAAGAUGCCGAGGAGCAACUUCCUGCGGAACUGACUAACGGUCGCGCCCGACGUAACGGCAAGAGAUCUGACUUACUCCGCGGCGUUUUGGAUCCUGGCCGUAACGGUGCCAAGACUAGGACCCAAAAGGAGGAUAGUGCUGCAUCUGGCAGCAAAGAGACGACACCGGACGCUGGGUCUGCGAACGAAGAAGAGAUGGCAGACGCACCAGAGGACUCCCUCCCUGCUGAACAAUCUAAUGAGCGGUGGCUGCCUAUAGUACCCCGAGCAACGGUUGUUAAAGGUGACAAUCCGCUCGUGGAUACCGACGGCGAGUUGAGAGCUGACGGGCUCUUUUCUCGCCCGUGGUACAACUUCUUUUGCAACCAGACUAUUUAUGUUUUCUUCACCGUGUUCCAGACGCUAUACAAGCGUCUCAAGGACGUCAAGGAUAGUAAGGAGAGCGUCUUGCAAGAAAUUGCCCGAUCGAAGAGCAAGAAGCCCGCAAAGGAUCUUGGUAUCGCCGUCAAUGAGCUUAACUAUUUCGAUGAGAACGACCCUGCCUCGUUCUGGCCAAAAACGGUCGAACUUAUUGAAGACUAUAUUACCGGGGAGAUUGAUGAGAAUCGAUAUCAAGAAGUGCUCCGUCAUUAUUAUCUCAAGAAGGGCUGGACUUUAUAUACGAUCCAAGACCUCUUGAAGACGCUAUGCCGUCUCUCUUUGACGUGCACCAGUCUCGACUCAAAGGAGAAGACGCCGGAUCUCAUUCACCACUUCCUGAACAAUCGACAUAAUGAUAUGACCAGUUAUCAGACAGAGAUUAGCGCCCGCAAGUAUGCCGAGAAGUGUAUUAAGGAUGGUGAUAUGUUCGUUAUUUGCUGGUUCCCGCAUAAGCGUGAAGCUACAGCGCGAUGGUUGCAACGUGACGAGACGACAUUUUACAUGGAUGAGAUGGAACUGUGCGACAGAUGGCAGUAUUACAUCUCCUCGUACAUACGUGUAGAGCCUACUGAGGGGGUACCUCGCUCUCGCCUUCAGAAGACAGUCCUUGCUCGCAACUUGCCAUCCACCGAAGCCGAUUCUGACGAUGGUAAUGUGCCGAAGCCUCUCAUGUACAACGAAGGUUUAGUCUUGCGCAUUUGCAUCAACUCCAAUAAGAUCGUCUGGGAAAAGGACACGUCCGAGUUCUUUGUCUAUUCAACAGAACCCGAGGACAAGGAUAAGGCCGCGGUCGAGGAGUACCGCCGCGCCAUCACCGAACAUCGCGAGCAGCGGUUCCGAGAGAAGAUGGUUAUGAAUAACGCUUGGAUGCGGGGGAUGAGUCAGGACGAGGUCCAGAAAGUCAACGAGAACUUCCAGAAGUGGUUCAAGGACGGCGUCUCGCCCAAUGCCAACGGCCAGGGAGAAGACGGCGAGAAUAUGGAAGGGCUUGAAUAGGUGGAUGCCUUGUCCACCUUCGAGGACGACUUCUCGGCUUGGCGACUACCUAGCCCCAUAAGUGAUUAGACGGUGGUGAGAUUUGAUUACGCAUAAGCAUAAAGGCAUCACGACUGGCGCUGGGGCGUUGGCACUUGAGUGGAUAUAUCCUACCCCCCGCGACGACCCCUUUUCUUUUUUCUUUUCGUUGCAUACGUGCAGUUGAGGCUGAACAGAGCGGAUAGGAUGAUGGUGCUUUUCUCAUUAGUUUGUAUUAUAGAUAUGCUAACCGACAACCCGAUGGUCGUGUCGUCCUGGUGCUUUUUUUGUGAUUUCCAUAGCAGCGAACAUACUAUUAUUUCAAAGACUUAGAAACUGAGACAGAAGUACAUAGUGUUAGGUUAGUGUAUUUGCACUAGGACAUCACAUAGAAGAAUAACAUGGCCUGUCAGUUUUA